Messenger RNA from Dreissena polymorpha, 1421 nucleotides. RefSeq names its product antigen WC1.1-like. The record is from RefSeq and is a predicted model, not a curated record. NCBI's taxonomy places the organism in Eukaryota, Metazoa, Mollusca, Bivalvia, Myida, Dreissenidae. Gene Ontology annotation, cellular component: membrane. The transcript is spliced from 6 exons. Bases 260 to 1090 code for a protein of 276 amino acids.
UUGCUGCCUCGGCCGCAAACUACUGUGUAAAAACCAGCCUCUGCCUUGGGCCAGAAACCGGCCUACCCGACCUAAGCUAGUAGAGCCGUCACAAGUUUGUGACGGAAUUAGAGACUGUCCCCUAGGCGAAGACGAAAACUGUAUCAAGUGUGAAAAUCCCCCACAAGUAGAAUCAGGCUAUCGGGUCGACAACCAAACGGUGUUUACCGUUGGAGCCGUUGUAAGUUACACCUGUAUUCCCGGAUUCGUUGUGCGUGAAAUGGACACCAUAUAUUGCGACUAUCGGGGAUUGUGGUCGCAGGCUCCAGUUUGCGAUAAACUAUGCGGGGACUUACCGAGCGUUAGAAACGGAAGCGUGAGUGCUAGUGGGCUUCUCACACCUGGAACAACAGUAAUUGUUUUUUGUGAUGAUGGUUUCGAACCGCUGAGAAACUUCUUCACGUGUGCUACAAACGGGUCAUGGAUCGGAAAUCCUGCAUGCGUGCGCCGAUCAUGCCCGGUAUCCGCUCUUCUCGGCGUUGCCAACGCUACUCGUCCGGAAGUAACAGGCUCACUUACUGUCGGCUCUGUGUUGACGUAUAUUUGCAGUGGCGGAUUUUCCCCUGCUCCGAAUAGCAGCAUGAAGAUUACUUGUAACGAAAUGGGGGAAUGGACGGGGAACCCGGCUUGUUUUAUUAAUCCACCCUGUACUAACGUUGUCACCACGACUAAGGGGGUGUUGUGGCGCCUGUGUGAUGGAUAUGCGCCGGGUAUAGGUCACCCCAGCAAAGGUCGCAUCGAGGUCAACUUCGACGGCACGUGGGGAACGGUGUGUGAUGACGGUGACUUUUUAGAUGUCGAUGGCAAUAUAGAAAGCUUUCCCUGGUCAGUCGAAAGUCUAAAUGUAGCCUGCAGAACGUUUGGUUUCAGUAAAAGUACCGGAGUGAACAGGAGGAGAGCAUAUUUCGGCGAAGGAGUUGGCCCAAUACUGCUGGAUGAUGUCAUUUGCACUGGCUCUGAGACGUUGUUUACAGAUUGCUCUCAUUCCAGAGAUCACAUUGCUACAGGAGAAUGCUCCCACUCUGAAGACCAGGGCAUUGAAUGCAUUUAAAUAUGGAUAUCAAUUGUACGUGCGUUUGUUAAGGGAUUGAUACAUAUUGAUAUCUGGUGUGUACACAAAGAGGUUUCUCUAUUAAGAAUGAACAUUAACUUCAUUUUGAUUUAUCAAUAUUUUAUUUUGUUUCUUUUUUAAUUAGUAUUGUUUAAUUGCUAGUUAUAUCUUGAAUUGAAUUCAUUUAUGGAAAGUUAGUUUCACGGCUUUCGAUAUGCUUAGAUAACAAAGAUAAUUAUUGAUGCUUAUUAUUUACCUAUUGAUGUGUUUCACACCUUGUAUAUUAUCGCUGUUUGGUAUCUCAGCAUGUGUACUGAGUGAUAACACAAUU